ACUGACGGUUUCUUUUCUUUCACUGACAUGAUUAUUUCGACUAUUUGUUUUCUAAUAUUUGGGAUCAGUCAUAUUGAUUGUCGAGCUUUUGGUCAACGUGUUGAAUAUCAGUAUGAAUUUGAUCCAAAACAAGACACACAUCCAAGGGUACAUGUGAAGUUCGAUGACGUCACCGAUGAAGCUGAGCUAAUGAAAAUCUUCAAUCAUCGAAAGUCGUCAGAAGUUCGAAAGUCGCCGUCUAGAUAUGAGUACACGCCACCUUCUUCCCCAUUCUUCGAAGACAACGACCGUUUUAUGGAACCAUUCGAGGAAAUGGAUAAGGGAAAUCGAGAUGCCGGAUGGCGGAACGUUCCAUUUGCAGAGAAUCAAGAAUGGCAUCGUGAAUUCUUGAAUCUUCCGAUUCAUAAAUUUGUUCAACCCGAAUCACAAGAUUAUCUGGCCGAACAAAUGGCCUCGUUCCUUCGUCGUCAAUCUGAAUCUAUUCUUUCCAGACAUUUUCCCUCAAUUCCACGUCAUCGAUUUUCAGAUCCACCUGAAUUUAUGAUAACUCCGAUGCCAAAGUUCCUAUUUUAAUUUAUUUAUGAUUAUGACUAUAUAUUUAUAUUU
Molecule: messenger RNA, 606 nt
Organism: Caenorhabditis elegans
Lineage: Eukaryota; Metazoa; Nematoda; Chromadorea; Rhabditida; Rhabditidae
Gene: K09H11.9
Product: Neuropeptide CCHamide-1
Exons: 5
Coding region: 28-573 (181 amino acids)
Source: RefSeq, marked reviewed